AUGACGACGACAGUCGCCUCCGCCAUUCGACCCAGCCUGCGCGAUCGACAACAAUCUGGUUCACCACACACUCCCAGUCGCUACAUAUCCUCUGUCCAAUCCUCUCCCGGUUCCUCGUUUCUCCGUCCUGAGGAAGAUCCCAUCAUCAUUGAGCUUGACCCUCGUGGGCUCAACGCAGGCUUUCAGGGCGAAAGCGGCCCACACUGCACCUUCUCCUUUACACCACAGAACUCUCGAAGAAUUGGCGAUUACCAGGCAUAUCUACCGGGCUACAAGAGAAGGAGAGCAGAUUUACAAGCUCGCAGUAGAGAGUAUGAGUUAUGGAGAAGCGAUUUGAGCGAUGUCGAUUUGGGGCUGCUGGAAGAUAAGCUAGAACGCGCCGUGCGCGAAGCAUACAACAAACAUUUGCUUGUUGACGCUGGUGCUGCCCGGCUAAUACUUGUGCUGCCAUCGCUUGUCCCUCAUCCCGUACUAUCCACGAUUCUCACGCUCUUUUUUGAGCGAUGGAAGUAUUCCUCGAUUACCCUCCUUCCUGCGCCGGCCAUGACAAUCGCUGCUGCUGGGUUACGUUCAGGCUUGGUCAUUGAUCUUGGAUGGGAAGAGACGGUCAUCACCGCAAUCUACGAAUAUCGAGAAGUCCAGGUCCGUCGAAGUACGCGUGCCAUGAAGGCACUGACAUUGAAGAUUGGCCAACUGUUGGACGCUGUCAGAGAGAAGCAAGAUGUGCAAGUCCGCGACUCAUUACUGCUGGAUUUCGACUUUGUGGAGGAGUUCAUCGAUCGUGCUGGUGCGUGUCAUGCGAUGGUUAUGGACGUAGAUGAAGAUCUAGCAGCAAGAACGGCGACACUACAAGUCCAGCAGCAAUCAACCUCCAGUCCAAGAGAUGAAAAUGGCGCAAAGCUUGUAAUUGACUGGCCCACAGAGACCUCAUAUCGGUCCAUAGCCGUUCCCCGAGAGGCACUCCACCUCGCAUGUAUCGAAGCCAUAGUGGGGACCAAAGAUGAGACAUCAAGUGACGACCAUGAACAGUCCGUCAGCCAACUUCUGUACAGAACACUCCUCUCUUUGUCCUCCGACGUCCGUGGUGUUUGCAUACCAAGGAUCGUCUUCUCUGGUCGUGCUACCUCCGUGGCCGGCUUGUCCCAAUGUAUCCUUGACACAACCAAUGCCAUCAUCUCUCAACACGGCUGGACUGCGGUCAGAGGAAAGCACCUUCCCACCACACGAAGCGGGCUCGGAGAACUUGCACAGGGCAAAGCAGCACCUGCGGAUGCUCGGCACGACCUCCAUCCUCCAGGGAUGGACGAUUUUGUCGAAGAGCGCCUCUACAAGCAAAAGGCGAAGGAUACACAGCCGGCCGUUCCUGUUGUUUUUCGACAGGUCGAGUCUCUCGGACCAUGGACUGGGGCGAGUCUCAUUGCAAGCUUGAAAGCAAAGUCUUUCGUUGAGGUAGAUCGAGAGAAGUUCCUUUCCCACGGACUCGCAGGGGCGCAUCGGGACUUCGAAUCAAACCUUGCUUCUCAGCGUCUAGGUCCAGCGAGAGGCAGUGAGAGGACCAGUUGGACUUUAGCAGGAUGGGGCUGA
This is a messenger RNA of Capronia epimyces CBS 606.96, 1584 nucleotides long. RefSeq lists its product as uncharacterized. The transcript has a single exon. Gene Ontology annotation, biological process: microtubule-based movement. The coding region runs from base 1 to 1584 and encodes 527 amino acids. The record is from RefSeq and is a predicted model, not a curated record. NCBI's taxonomy places the organism in Eukaryota, Fungi, Ascomycota, Eurotiomycetes, Chaetothyriales, Herpotrichiellaceae.